AUGUUUCAGGGCAGGGCCCUGAGUAUCCUUUCCUGUUCCCGCAGCUGUGAACAGCUCCAAAGGCACAUCCUCUACGAGCCAAGUGUGGUCAGCACACCCAUGUACUGUCCAGGGGACACCAGCGUCCUCAAGAGCAGCGGGGGCUGCAGCAUCAUGGGUACGGUGAAAUCUACAUCCCCUCCUCUCACCCAGGACACCGUCACACCUUGCCGCUCCGACACAGUCAGCUCUGGUCGCCGUGCGGGCAGCUUCAGCUCUUGCUCAGCAAUGCCCCCCCAGAACCUGAACCACUUCCGGGCCAGCUCUGUCUCCUGCAGGAGUGGGCCCCGCUUCCAGGGUCUUAGCAGCUUCGGCAGUCGGAGUGUCAUCAGGUUUGGAUCGUGCUCACCCCGAAUAGUAGCUGUGUGCCCUCGGCCCAUCCGCUACGGAGUUGGUCUUGGUUCUGGCAGUGGGAUGGCCUUUGGCUUUGGUGAUGGGAGCGGUGCUGGUCUGGGGUUUGGAGCUGGCAGUGGCCUCGGCUAUGGCUUCGGCGGCCCUGGCUUUGGCUACCAAGUUGGAGGAGCUGGAGUGCCAGCAGCCCCGUCCAUCACAGCAGUGACUGUUAACCAGAGCCUGCUGACCCACCUCAGCCUGGAGGUUGACCCUAAUGCCCAGAGGGUGAAGAAGGAUGAGAAGGAGCAAAUUGAGACCCUCAACAACAAAUUUGCCUCCUUCAUCGACAAGGUGCAGUUCCUGGAACAGCAGAAUAAGCUCCUAGAGACCAAGUGGAACUUCCUCCAAGAUCAGAAAUAUGCCAGGAGCAACCUGGAGCCCCUCUUCAAGAACUACAUCACCAACCUGCAGAGACAGCUGGACGUAGUGAACAGCGAACGGGCCCGGCUGGAGGCUGAGAGGAACAACGUGCAGGAUGUCCCUGAGGGUUUCAAGAAGAAAUAUGAAGAGGAGGUGGAACUCCUGGCCAACGCUGAGAAUGAGUCUGUGGCUCUGAAGAAGGAUGUGGAUACAGCUUUCUCAAAUAAGUCUGAUCUAGAGGCCAACGUGGAUACCUUAACUCAGGAUAUCAACUUCCUGAAAACCCUACACAUGGCGGAAAUCCAGUUGCUGCAGUCACACAUCUCUGAGACCUCAGUCAUCGUGAAGAUAGACAACAGCCGGGACCUGAACUUUGAUGGGAUCAUCGCCGAUAUCAAGGCGCAGUAUGAAGAGACUGCCAGGCACAGUCGGGCUGAUGCAGAGGCCUGGUACCAGACCAAGUAUGAGGAGAUGCGGGUGCCAGCUGGCCAACACUGUGACAACCUGCGUAACACUCGGGAUGAGAUCAAUGAGCUGACCCGCCUGAUCCAGAGGCUGAAGGCAGAGAUCGAGCACACCAAGGCUCAGCACUGCAAGCUGGAGGCCGCUGUGGCCGAGGCAGAGCAGGGGGGCGAGGCAGCCCUCAGCGACGCCAAGUGCAAGCUGGUGGAGCUGGAGGCCGCCCUGCAGCAGGCCAAGCAGGACAUGGCACGGCAGCUGAAGGAGUACCAGGAGGUGAGGAAUGUCAAGCUGGCCCUGGACAUCGAGGUCGCCACCUAUAAGCGCCUGCUGGAAGGCGAGGAGUCCAGGAUCUAUGAAGGUGUUGGACCAGUAGACAUAUCGGUGAGCAGUUCCCGGGGCGGCCCAGUGUGCGGUUCUGCAGCUAGCACGUGGGCGGGGCCCAGGUCGUGGGCGGGGCCCAGGUCGUGGGCGGCGGGGACCCGCUGAGCCCGGGCUUCCAGGGAGAGGAGCUCCGUGCUUGUGGGCGAGACCUGCGCCCCCAGCGUCCCCUGCCCGCUGCCCACCGAGGGCGGCUUCAGCAGCCGCGGUUCCAGCGUCCGCUUCGUGUCCACCACCACCUCGAGCCGAGCGCCGGCCAGCCACCAACCAGGAAGAACCAACUCCACGGCUUCUGCUUCUGUCCCCAAAGUGCCCGGACCCUGGGCCGAGGGCGCUCUAGGUACCCAUCCUGCCAAGAAGCCGAGGGCUGCUCUGCCUGGCCUGUGUCCUCUGGGGGGAUUUUUUUUCACCACCUAAACGCUCCAUCCACAGCCCCAGCGGACUGGCCUCUCCCUGACUCCCAAUUUCCUUCCUUUGGGUCACUCCUCACCACCCAGCCCAAAGACCUCAAGAAAUGCAGAUUCAAUACAAUUACAAAAAUCAGCAUGUUGGUCCUAGCUUUGGAUUAACUUAGAGAAUGGAGAGCUGGCUGUCCACACAGCAGGUGUCCUCAGCCACCGUCCUCUGCUUCCCUCCCCUUCCUUUCCCUGGCAGGAGAAGGUCCUUUCCUUCUCUUCCUGACCCAGAAGGAUCCACCGUUUUUGGUGCGCCAAGUGAUCCCUGAGUCCCCAGAGAUGGUUCUUCUCUGAGCGGCAUGGGUCCUAGCUGCUUCUCUUCCUGGGGUGUUGGUGUAACCCUGGCAUGCGAGUCCACGAGGUGGGUGGGUGCUGGUAGAGAGAUGGACCCUGCAACACUCCACGCCCCUGCUGGUGGUGUGAGGGAGGCCCAGCUCUGUUCACUGCAGGGGGGUUUAUGUCUGCAUGCUCCAGGGAGGCCUGGGCUGGGGUGGGUGCCUGUCUGUACUGCUCUUUGUGUUGCUGGCAUUUCAAUUAACUUGCCAAGCUAGGAUCACUAGGACUCUGGCCUUUCCUUCCCAAUCACACUGGGGACGGGGGAGCUU
Orcinus orca (killer whale) is the source of this 2692-nucleotide messenger RNA. RefSeq names its product keratin 84 (gene KRT84). Gene Ontology annotation, biological process: intermediate filament organization; keratinization. Gene Ontology annotation, cellular component: keratin filament. Lineage: Eukaryota; Metazoa; Chordata; Mammalia; Artiodactyla; Delphinidae. The transcript is spliced from 10 exons. Gene Ontology annotation, molecular function: structural constituent of skin epidermis. The record is from RefSeq and is a predicted model, not a curated record.